AUGGGGCAGCUACCAGUCACCCUGCCCCGCUGUAAAGUCACUGGCCCGUGCCUGAGCCAGGAGCAGCAGGGGACCACGGCGGGACGGGCUCAGCAUAAAGCCCCCCAAAGCAGGACGGCUUCAGAGCACAGCAAACAGAAACACACACAAGCAGGAGACUGCACCGCGUGCUCGGGGCGCUCCAGAAGGGUGAAGGACACACCCUCCUGGGCCUGCCGGCCGUUCCAGCAUGGGCUGUGGGGCAGGACGGCCUGGGUGAGGCGAGACGCAGCUGCCCCGGGCUCCUGUACCCAGAGACUCAGACUGAGGCCUGUGCCAAGGCCAUGCCCGCCAGCACCCACCCCUGGUCAGCAGCCACAGCCCGGCACGGACCACCUAGAGCAGAAGGCCAGAGCGGGCCAGCAACACGAGGAGCCACUCGGCGUCUCAGACCUGGUGGGCAUGGGCACAUUCUGGACGCCCUCCACUCCAGCCCCCUCCGCUUUCCAGUCCCCGGACAGACCGUGCUCACCACCUGCCUCUCUGCCCGCACCGCUCCCCUGGCCGCCUGUGUACAGAAACAAAACCGGCAUCUGCCACCGCUGUCUCCCGGCGAAUUCCGGCCUUGAAAAGACACUCUGGAGAAAACCUCAGGUGCCCCAAAGCAGAGCUCAGGAGCAAGCUGGGCCCGAUCCCUUUUUGUACUGGGGGCCCUUCUCUAGAGCAGGAACAUUCUAG
Molecule: messenger RNA, 717 nt
Organism: Rangifer tarandus platyrhynchus (Svalbard reindeer)
Lineage: Eukaryota; Metazoa; Chordata; Mammalia; Artiodactyla; Cervidae
Source: the annotation of a GenBank genome assembly